UCCUGCCUCUGGCACUCUGCUGGCCCUCCCUGGCGAUGCCCACGUGGGCAUGGGGGUGGGCAUGGGGGUCGAGGAGGAGGAGGAGAACUUGGGGGUUGACCCCGCGUCUUGGAGCGACUACCUUAACACCCUCUUUGACCCCGUGUUUGACCCCGGCGUGACCUCUAAUGUGUCAGCCGUGGAGGGCCAGACCGCCCACCUGGUGUGUAGGGUCAAUAACCUCGGCACUAAGACGGUGUCGUGGAUCAGACAUCGUGACACCCACAUCCUGACGGUGGGUUCCUUCACCUACACCAGCGACCACAGGUUCUCCGCUCUUCACCGUGAAGGAACCAACGAGUGGACGCUGCAGAUACGACACCCAGUUGUUGAUGACACCGGCCUCUACGAGUGCCAGGUGUCAACCAAGCCCAUACGAGCCUACCUGGUCAGUCUGGAGGUUGUGGGUAAGUGUCAACCAGGCCCAUACGAGCCUACCUGGUCAGUCUGGAGGUUGUGGGUAAGUGUCAACCAGGCCCAUACGGCCCUACCUGGUCAGUCUGGAGGUUGUGGGUAAGUGUCAACCAGGCCCAUACCAGCCUACCUGGUCAGUCUGGAGGUUGUGGGUAAGUGUCAACCAGGCCCAUACGAGCCUACCUGGUCAGUCUGGAGGUUGUGGGUAAGUGUCAACCAGGCCCAUAGGAGCCUACCUGGUCAGUCUGGAGGUUGUGGGUAAGUGUCAAC
Procambarus clarkii (red swamp crayfish) is the source of this 723-nucleotide messenger RNA. The record is from RefSeq and is a predicted model, not a curated record. NCBI's taxonomy places the organism in Eukaryota, Metazoa, Arthropoda, Malacostraca, Decapoda, Cambaridae.